Phycodurus eques (leafy seadragon) is the source of this 4003-nucleotide messenger RNA. RefSeq names its product stomatin (EPB72)-like 3a (gene stoml3a). Gene Ontology annotation, cellular component: plasma membrane. The record is from RefSeq and is a predicted model, not a curated record. The transcript is spliced from 7 exons. NCBI's taxonomy places the organism in Eukaryota, Metazoa, Chordata, Actinopteri, Syngnathiformes, Syngnathidae. The coding region runs from base 968 to 2011 and encodes 347 amino acids.
UUUUCAAUUGAGUUGCACAAGUUAUAGGUAACAUUAAUGAGGAAAAACGUUUUGGAAUGAUUUAUCUUGGUUUCCUUUUGAUAACAAAAACCUGGCUUUUGAAGAGAGGUGUGUCGACCUUUUUUUUUAUAUCCACUGCUUUGCAGCAUUACCUUUCUUUACUUUCCAUAUUUCAUCAAAUAGUGGUCGGGCUUUGACAAGACGGCACGCCCCAAAGAGUCGCCACGCCUCCCUUUUCUUAUCAGAGGGGGGGAAAAGCAUCGACUGUUAUUACCUGUAAACACACGGUCAUUAAAUAAUGAUGUGUUCAGCCUUUUGCUGAUCUCUGUUGCUAAUCAAAUCAGCAGCACCUACUGACGCACAUAACCGUUACGCACAAGUUACACACUUGAGUAGUUUUUUGUUUUGUUUUUUCACGGAAUACUUCAUCUUACUCAAAUAAUUAGUUAGAGGACUACUUUUACGUGAGUCAUAUUACUCUGACGUAACGUCACUCUAACUUGAGUUCAAUUUGUGGCUACUCCAUGCACCUCUGUCUAAAUUGACGCAGUUAAGCAAACGCGAGUAUUUGCGACCGGGCUCUGCCACGAAUAGUGAAAAUCAACAAGUAUUUGGGGGGAAAACAGAUUUACAACUGCCAACAGAUGAUUAAAGAUGGCGGUAAAGCAUUUUUUUUGGGGUGUAUUAUUAUUAUUAUUAUUAGGCAAAGCUGUGGCCUGAUUAAAUUAAACUUCUGUCGUCACUUCAGCAUUCUCGGCACCAAGAUGCCACAAGGGCACCAAAACACUCAUUUUAUUGCAGAUUUGUCUUUGGUUGAAGAACAAAAACAGCUCAUAAAAACAAACAAGCUGUAUAGUAGUUGAGUAUUGUUUCUGUGUGCUAAUGUAUUCAUAGAUUGUGUCCCGACUCUCUCUCGUUACACGAGCCUGCACCGGGUGUCGGGUCGCACGACCCGCUUUGAUUAUUCAUGACUCAGCAGGUGUCGCGGUCGCCCCCGCGACUGCGCGGAGAGGCGGCUCGUCGCCGCGGUCCCGUGGGCACCCGCGAGGACGGGCCCCUCGUCGCUUCAGGCCCUGCCCCUCCCAUACGACACACGCACACGCAAAGGUACACUUGCUCUCCGAUGAUUUCCACGACGUCCAGCAGCACAGCCGACAUGGUGACGCAGGGUAAACUUGAGAUCAACCCCAUGGAUGUUGUUGAAGAUAAAACGUCAGGCAGACUGGGAUGCUUCGGGUGGAUUUUGGUGGUCAUUUCGCUCCUCUUCAUCGGGGCCACGUUCCCAUUUACAUUAUUUAUGUGUGUCAAGAUAGUGAAGGAGUACGAGCGAGCGGUCAUCUUCAGACUGGGCCGAAUCGUGGACGGGAAAGCCAAAGGACCCGGGCUUUUCAUUGUGAUCCCUUGCACGGAUAACUUUGUGAAAGUCGACCUGAGAACCGUCUCCUUUGACAUUCCGCCACAAGAGAUUCUGACCAAGGACUCUGUGACGGUGUGCGUGGACGGCGUGGUGUACUUCCGCAUCCAGUGUCCAAUCUCGUCGGUGGCCAACGUGACCAACGCGCACUCGUCCACGCGGCUGCUGGCUCAGACCACCCUGAGGAACGUGCUGGGCACCAAGAACCUGGCCGAGCUGCUGUCGGACAGGGAAGGCAUCUCGCUCAGCAUGCAGGAAGUCGCACCUCAGGAAUCCUUGGACGAGGCCACGGACGCGUGGGGCAUCAAGGUGGAGCGCGUGGAGAUUAAAGAUGUCAAGUUACCUCAGCAGCUGCAGAGAGCCAUGGCCGCCGAGGCGGAGGCCAGUCGGGAGGCCCGCGCCAAGAUCAUCGCCGCCGAGGGCGAGAUGAAGGCGUCCCGUGCCCUGAAGGAGGCCUCGCUGGUCAUCGCCGAGGCUCCGUCUGCCCUACAGCUGCGCUACCUGCAGACGCUCAACAGUAUCGCCGCCGAGAAGAACUCCACCAUCAUCUUCCCGCUUCCCAUCGACAUGCUGCAGAGCUUUUUACCGAGGAAGUGAGGAACUUCGACUUUUAAAAGUAACCUGAAGUAACAUGAAAUUAACCUUCAUUGGGGCCUCGAGCACCAGGCCGUCUGUUUAUUCUUCAUCUUAUAACCAAUUAAUUGGAUUUUUCGAGGCCUGGAAUCUCACCAAUGUAUCAUGAUGAAAAUGUUUGUACACUACAUGACAACUCAGUAGCGCCCCCUGGAAAGUGAGGAAAAAAAUGAGUCCCUCUCACAAGUUUCACCCAUCAACACGUAAUCAGGUGGACAUGUCUAUUACUACAAGACGUACAAAAAAGUCUCAAGGACCCAUACGCUAAACUGAACAGCAAGUCGGCCAUUUUGGGUCGAAUUGUACAGUCGAGACUGCUUGUACUUUGACAAAAUCUAAGGAAUCCAGGAGAACUCGUAUCCUGGUAAAAAUGUAUUUUAGGGGUCCCCCAACACGACGGCCAAAAGUCACUCAUUUGUCGUCCUUGGAAAGCCCCGACAUCCGUUUCACCAGUCGACAUGUAACUGGGCGGACGUGUCUAUCGUAACAGGACACACGAAAAAGUCUCAAGAACCAACGCUGAAAAUUGAAUAGGAAGUCGGCCAUUUUGGUUUGAAACGGCCAUUGCGGGGGCUCAAAAUUGUUAAUCAUUUUUGCCGAUGCAAUCUAAAGUGGGCAUAUCAUAGUGGAAACAUUUGAUGAUCAGUUUGAGGAUUCACUGUAAUAAAGGGGAUGCAAGUGCCCGUUUUAUCUUCAAAUGUCUUUUUCAUCUCUUUUUUGUUUUUGUUUUUUGUUUCUUUAAAAGUGGCUGACUUAUGUUCACACAUUGUCCGUGUAGCUAAUCAGGGUAUUUGUGAUACCGACAGUUAAAUUUCCAUGAUUUCCGAAGGGAAUAUUUUAUUUUUUUCCCUCGAAAACCGAACAUUAUUGAGGUUCCACUCUAAUUAAAAACGUACACACCCAUAUUAAUUGCCAAUAAUGAUGAAAUUCUGCAACAAAAAGAGGUGAACGCUAAUUAUAGCACCAGCAUAGUUUCGUAACAGCACCCUGAUUGGUUUCCAUAUUAUUACAUAAUUUGUACUGAGCUUAUAUAUAAACACGUGUACUGUAUUCAAAGGUUUAUCUCCGCUCAGUUAUUUCCUCUUGUGAUUUAAUACUCGUGUACAAAGUGCAAACAUGUACAGUGGAGACGAUGCAAAUAUUUACAGUUCUGCUGGAGUACCAAUGAAAAAGAAAAUAAAUAUGAAUCACAAAAAAUGCACAAGGACAUGCUUUUUACACAACAAAUCCUGAGGCUGUCAGCGAUGACGAUGAGGAGCUUGCAAAAUACUAGAAGGACCACGUUGAAAAGAACAACAAGAGGAAACUAACAAGAAAAAGCGACAUAAUAUUACAAGAAUAAAGUCGUGAUAUUACCUAGCAGGGUCGUAAUAUAGUUAACAAAGAAAAAGGUUGUAAUUUGACUGGUUAAUGGCGUGGAUGUCAAAAUUCCCACACCAACAAACACAACACAACGACUUGAGUUGAAACGCAAGUACCGGUAUUUGUUUUUGCCCGGAAUAUUGCACAUUUCAUUUUAAUGCUUUUAUUCCCAUAAAAGUAAGAUAUCUUUCUCAUAGUAUUACAAUGUUAUUCUUCUUCUUCGACUUAUUUUAAAAUGCAAUUGUAGUUGUAGUUUUUCUCAAAGCAUUACGACCAUUCUCGUAAAAAUGAUGACUCCACAUAUAAUUGUUUUUUAUUAUGGUAAUAUUGCAACGUUAUUCCUGUACAAUUGUGACCAUUGUAAUCAAAUUAUGUUUUCUUGUUUUUUGACGUAAUAUCACAACUUUUGUUCUUGUGAAAAUUGCAAUAUUUUUUCAUGUCAGUUUUCAACUUCAUUGUUUUCUAUCCCAUUUUGGUCGUUGUAAGACCAUUAGUCCUGUAAAAUUAUCACUUUUAUUUUCACAAAUGCAACUGUUGUACAUUUCUUGUUGUUAUAUAACACCCACAUUCUAGAAAUAUAGCCACUUUGUUUUC